UCCCCCUUGUAGUCCUCCUGCUUGCCGGCAGCUGCGGGUCCGGGCCCCGGGGGAUCGAGGAUGGAUCUGGGAGAGACGAUCAGGAUUGUAUUCGCUCCCCGAUGUACAAAGCCUGGGCUUUGACUUCUCAGCAGCCCUUAACCUUCCAGCUAUGGGAGAUCAAGUGUGUGUUCUGUGGCUCUCCUCUCUACUAAAAAUAAUGAUUCUCAGCUCUGCAGUGUGCGUGUACUAGCUGCCUCCAGGCCAACUACACGUGUGAGACAGAUGGGGCCUGCAUGGUUUCCAUUUUCAACCUGGAUGGGAUGGAGCACCACGUGCGCACCUGCAUCCCCAAAGUGGAGCUGGUCCCCGCCGGGAAGCCCUUCUACUGUCUGAGCUCCGAGGAUCUCCGCAACACCCACUGCUGCUAUACUGACUUCUGCAACAAGAUUGACCUGAGGGUGCCCAGUGGUCAUCUCAAGGAGUCUGAGCACCCUUCCAUGUGGGGCCCCGUGGAGCUGGUAGGCAUUAUUGCUGGCCCAGUGUUCCUCCUGUUUCUCAUCAUCAUCAUUGUUUUCCUUGUCAUUAACUAUCAUCAGCGUGUCUAUCACAACCGCCAGAGACUGGACAUGGAAGAUCCCUCAUGUGAGAUGUGUCUCUCCAAAGACAAGACGCUCCAGGAUCUUGUCUACGAUCUCUCCACAUCGGGGUCUGGCUCAGGGUUGCCCCUUUUUGUCCAGCGCACAGUGGCCCGAACCAUCGUUUUGCAGGAGAUUAUUGGCAAGGGCCGGUUUGGGGAAGUGUGGCGUGGCCGCUGGAGGGGUGGGGACGUGGCUGUGAAGAUUUUCUCUUCUCGUGAAGAACGGUCUUGGUUCCGGGAAGCAGAGAUAUACCAGACAGUCAUGCUGCGCCACGAGAACAUCCUUGGAUUUAUUGCUGCUGACAAUAAAGAUAAUGGCACCUGGACACAGCUGUGGCUCGUCUCAGACUACCAUGAGCAUGGCUCCCUGUUUGAUUAUCUUAACCGAUACACGGUGACAAUCGAGGGGAUGAUUAAGCUGGCCUUGUCUGCGGCUAGCGGGCUAGCACACCUGCACAUGGAGAUUGUAGGUACCCAAGGGAAGCCUGGAAUUGCUCAUCGAGACUUAAAAUCAAAGAACAUCCUGGUGAAAAAAAAUGGCAUGUGCGCCAUUGCAGACCUGGGCCUGGCUGUCCGCCAUGAUGCGGUCACGGACACCAUCGACAUCGCCCCAAAUCAGAGGGUGGGGACCAAGCGAUACAUGGCCCCCGAAGUGCUCGAUGAAACCAUAAACAUGAAGCACUUCGACUCCUUCAAAUGUGCUGAUAUCUAUGCCCUCGGGCUUGUAUACUGGGAGAUUGCUCGAAGAUGCAAUUCCGGAGGAGUCCAUGAAGAAUAUCAGCUGCCAUAUUAUGACUUAGUGCCCUCUGACCCUUCCAUUGAGGAAAUGCGAAAGGUCGUAUGUGACCAGAAGCUACGUCCCAACAUCCCCAACUGGUGGCAGAGUUAUGAGGCGCUCCGGGUGAUGGGGAAGAUGAUGCGGGAGUGUUGGUACGCCAACGGUGCGGCCCGGCUCACCGCUCUGCGCAUUAAGAAGACCCUCUCACAGCUCAGCGUGCAGGAAGAUGUGAAGAUCUAAGCCUCUCCCUCCCUUGCACGCAGCCCCGGGCGGCAGGAACUACACACAGAGCUGCCCUGUUGAGCGUACGAUGGAGGCCUACCUCUCGUUUCUGCCCAGCCCUCUGUGGCCAGGAGCCCUGGCCCGAGAGAGGGACCGAGCCCGGGAGACUCCCUCACUCCCAUGUUGGGUUUGAGACACAGACACCUUUUAUAUUUACCUCCUGACGGCAUGGAGACCCUGAGAGCCAACGGUGUGGAGAACUCGAUGCCACAACUCGAACUGGCUGUGGUGGGAAGUCCCGCAGAGCCCGGGGCACCUGGCGGGCGGCCGGGAGUACCCAGGAGAAGCCGAGUGUCGCCAGUGCCCAGCAGCACUGAGGGUUUUCCUCCGGGGACCAGCCAACCCCAGCACUCCGAGGUGGCCCAGAGGCACCGCAAAGUACCGCCCCCUCUCACAGGCAGCUCUGGACCCGGGGCUCCCCUCCUCCCUCCCGCGGACAUUUGGAGGGACCGCCAGUGGGGACAGGGUCUGCCGCCUGUCUGUCCAGCCGUGUGUGUGUGUGUGUGUGUGUGUGUGUGUGCGCGCGCGCGCGCGCGCGCGCACGCGCAUGUGCCGAGGUGCGUCCCCUGUUGUGCCUGGUCCGUGCCACGCCCUUACACAGGUGUGUGUGUAUGUGUGUGUCUGUAGGUGCGCACUUACCUGCUUGAGCUUUCUGUGCAUGUGCAGGUCGGGGGUGUGGUUGUCAUGCCGUCUGUGUGCUGGUGCCUCUGUUCUGUAGUGAGCAGCAUCCAGUUUCCCUGGUGCCCUUCCCAGAGGUCUCUCUCCCGGCCAUGAACCCCAGAACCCCCAUGCCACAGUGGGGCUCCCUGCCCAGCAGGCUGCUCCGCCCACCCCUGUGUCAACACCUCCAUUUCAGACUGUGGAACCAAAGCUGGCCCAGUUGUCCAUGUCAGGCGAGGCUUUUGGGUCCAAAUGUGAGGCGGGGGUGGGGGAGGGGCUGGGCGGAGAAAGAAUCUUGGCAGAAGCCUCGGGUGUUGUGGUCAGUGGCAACCAUGGGAAAUGAGCCAGCCCAAGGGCAUCGUCCUCAACGGCAUCAAGGAAGGGCCAAGGGAUUUGAAG
Messenger RNA from Callorhinus ursinus (northern fur seal), 2738 nucleotides. It is a transcript of the gene ACVR1B, whose product is annotated as activin A receptor type 1B. The record is from RefSeq and is a predicted model, not a curated record. NCBI's taxonomy places the organism in Eukaryota, Metazoa, Chordata, Mammalia, Carnivora, Otariidae. Gene Ontology annotation, biological process: cellular response to growth factor stimulus; protein phosphorylation; cell surface receptor protein serine/threonine kinase signaling pathway. Gene Ontology annotation, molecular function: ATP binding; transmembrane receptor protein serine/threonine kinase activity. Gene Ontology annotation, cellular component: signaling receptor complex; plasma membrane.